This is a messenger RNA of Adineta ricciae, 861 nucleotides long. The record is from the annotation of a GenBank genome assembly. NCBI's taxonomy places the organism in Eukaryota, Metazoa, Rotifera, Eurotatoria, Adinetida, Adinetidae.
AUGAUCACCAAGUCGAUCCAAGAUCCUAGUCCAGUCGAAGUUCUCGAAACACAAUCAAUUAACUCUGAGAUAUGCAUCAAAACGACGGUCGCUCGAUCGAAAACAUCAUAUGUCGAUCGACGGAAAAUACGAAAAUUUUCGUUUGUGAUACUAUGGACGACUGUGACAGUGUUUAUCGUUUUACUCGCGAUACUUCUAGUGACAAAUGCCAAGCAUAGUGUAACUGAAACGACAACUGUUAUCACGCCGACGGCAGUAUCUACUACGGCACUUUCAUCGUCAGCCAUCUCCGCACCAACGACAACAGGAAUGGCAAGUCAGCUACAGCUUGUCAGUGCAGAUGGAACGAUUCGAGGUGUGUAUAAUACAACUGUUGGCGCUAGUAGUACCGCCUCAACAGCCGGUACUGGCGUCGGUCAAUAUACAGCAAAUGAUCCACCAGCUAAUGCGUGUGAUAAUGACACAUCAACAAAGUAUUUAAAUUUAGGAUCAUGUAAUCAAACCGAUAAUAGUUCUCUCUGCGGUUUGAACACUGGUUUCUAUCUCGAACUGCAACGUGGUUCAUCUUUAGUUACCGGUAUACAAUCAUGCACUGCAAAUGAUUCCUCUGAACGUGAUCCACUUGUUGUAUCCUUAGAAGGUAGUAAUUUAUCCGGAACGAAUCUUACACUCGGUACUAGUUGGUCGCUCAUCUAUAAUGGUACAAGCGGGUUAGAUACGGAUCCUGGUCGAUCCAGUUGUGGUUCUAUCCAGUCAAUAAAUAAUUCAGUUCAAUACAAGAGCUAUCGAUUUCUUGUUUUUGGCAAACGAUCGACGUCGAAUAGUGUUCAAUAUUCCGAAGUUCGAUUGUUUGGAUACUAG